Colletotrichum navitas is the source of this 2964-nucleotide messenger RNA. Its product is annotated as ATPase. The transcript has a single exon. Gene Ontology annotation, biological process: protein refolding; protein unfolding; cellular response to heat. Lineage: Eukaryota; Fungi; Ascomycota; Sordariomycetes; Glomerellales; Glomerellaceae. Gene Ontology annotation, cellular component: mitochondrial matrix; cytoplasm. The coding region runs from base 348 to 2708 and encodes 786 amino acids. Gene Ontology annotation, molecular function: ATP hydrolysis activity; ATP binding. The record is from RefSeq and is a predicted model, not a curated record.
UCUCUCUUAUUGAUUACUCGCCCCGCAUCACCUCUUUUGUUGUUUUUGCUCCUUCUACAACUUCUCUGAAUUGGUACUUAAUUCAAGGUGGGCGAAAAGGAGGUGGUGUUCCAUCAUUCCGUCAUGCGCAUGGACCACGUGGUGAUAAGAUAAAGCUUCCGAACAUGCUAGACGCCGCCGAAAGUGCGAGAACAUACAGGUAAAAUCGCCCAACUUGGUGACGACAACAACGAGUGGCCUGAAGAUAUAAGGGGUCACGGGUGUUAACGUUCCCAGCCAUUUGCAUGUCUCGUAUUGAUCUUUGGAUCAAUACUUGCGAUACCCGGUUUAUACGCCAGUAGUAGACAAUGCAAGCCAGAAGGCAGUUCAUCUCAUCGGCCCGGCGCAUUGUCGGGUCAUCAUCACCGAGACCUACACGUUUAAUCUCAAGGGCCAUAUUCAGCAAGUCCCCAGCCCUCAAACACAGUGGGAAUCUCCUACCUACCAUUGCGAUUCGUACAUAUGCAAAUGGCAGACCUCACCCCCCCGGCGGCACUCACCGCAUGAACAUGGGUGGUGAGCCUGAGAAGCCGGCGCUCGAACAGUUUGGUAUCGACCUGACGGCCAAGGCCAAGGAAGGAAAGCUAGACCCGGUCAUCGGAAGAGACGCUGAGAUUCAGAGGACCAUUCAAAUCCUCUCACGCCGGACUAAGAACAACCCAGUCGUGAUUGGAAAGGCCGGCACGGGCAAGACGGCCAUCCUAGAGGGCCUCGCACUGAGAAUCGUGCGUGGCGACGUCCCAGAGAGCAUCAAGAACAAGCGUGUUAUUGCCCUGGACUUAGGCUCGCUCAUCGCGGGUGCCAAGUUCCGGGGCGACUUUGAGGAAAGGCUGAAAAAGGUCUUGACCGAGGUCCAGCAGGCGGAAGGCGAAGUUAUCCUCUUCAUUGAUGAGCUGCACACGCUGCUCGGCCUCGGCAAGGCUGAAGGGUCGAUUGAUGCGAGUAAUCUGCUAAAGCCAGCACUUGCGCGUGGCGAGCUUCAAUGCUGUGGUGCCACUACCAUGGAUGAGUACCGCUUGAUUGAGAAGGACGUUGCCCUUGCACGGAGAUUCCAACCGAUCAUUGUCAACGAACCCACAGUCCAGGACACCAUCAGUAUUCUUCGCGGCAUCAAGGACAAGUACGAGGUUCACCACGGUGUACGCAUCACUGAUGGUGCCCUCGUGGCCGCUGCCACCUAUUCCAACCGCUACAUCACCGACCGAUUCCUCCCGGACAAGGCCAUCGACCUGAUGGACGAAGCUGCGAGUCAUCUUAAGCUCGAGCACGAAUCGAAACCCGAAGACAUAAUGGCUCUCGACCAGAAGAUCAUGACCAUCCAGAUCGAACUCGAGAGCUUGCGCAAGGAGAAGGACGUGGCCAGUCAAGAGCGCCGCGAGAAGCUGCAAGCGGACUUGAAGCAGUACGAGAACGAGAUGGCUCAGCUCACAAAGCGCUGGGAGGCAGAGCGUGCCGAGAUCGACGCCGUCAAGAAGACCCAAGAGGACCUGGACAAGGCCAGGAUCGAACUCGAACAGGCACAGAGAGUGGGCAACUUCGGACGCGCCUCCGAGCUGAGGUACAGUGUCAUCCCUACCCUCGAGCAGAAGAUUCCCAAGGACGGCGAGAAGACAGGGGGCACCCUCGUUCACGAUGCCGUCACCGCCGACGACAUCGCGGCAGUCGUGUCGAGGGUCACCGGCAUUCCCGUCUCCAAGCUCACCUCCGGUCACAUUGAGAAAUUGGUACACAUGGAAGAUACCCUCCGCGAGGCGGUCCGUGGCCAAGACGAGGCCAUCAAGGCCGUCUCCAACGCUGUGCGCCUCCAGCGUGCCGGCCUGAGCGGCGAGAAUAGGCCGCUCGCGUCCUUCUUUUUCCUUGGACCGACUGGCGUCGGCAAGACGGAGCUCUGCAAGAAGCUCGCAGGCUUCCUCUUCUCGACUGAGUCAGCCGUCGUCCGCUUUGAUAUGAGCGAGUUCCAGGAGAAGCAUACCAUCUCCCGCCUCAUCGGAGCGCCCUCCGGCUACGUCGGCUAUGAAGACGCCGGCCAGCUCACCGAGGCCGUCCGUCGCAAACCCUACGCUGUCCUUCUGUUUGACGAGUUCGAGAAGGCGCACCGUGACAUCUCGGCACUCCUCCUGCAAGUUCUCGACGAGGGCUAUCUCACCGACGCGCAGGGCCACAAGGUGGACUUCCGCAACACUAUCAUCGUGCUGACGUCCAACCUUGGCGCCGAUAUCCUUGUCGGCGCGAACAUGAUGCACCCGUACAAGGAGACGGCAGAGGGUGAAAUCGACCCUUCGGUCCGCAAGGCCGUUAUGGACGUUGUCGCCGCCAACUACCCGCCUGAGUUCCUCAACCGGAUUGACUCCUUCAUCAUCUUCAAGCGCCUCGCUCUCACCGCCCUUCGCGACAUCGUCGACAUCCGCCUGCGCGAGUUGCAGCAGCGCCUCGACGAUAAGCGCAUCGUCCUCAGCGUCAGUGGUGAGGUUCGCGACUGGCUCGCCGAGCGAGGCUACGACCCCAAGUUCGGCGCUAGGCCGCUCAACCGCCUCAUUACCAACGAGAUUGGCAACGGCCUUGCCGACAAGAUCAUCCGCGGCGAGCUGCGGUCCGGUGACACAGCGGUGGUCUCUAUCAAGGAGGACAACUCAGGGCUCGAUGUGGUGGCCCAGAACAAGACAUCAUAAUAACCAAUGUAAUCAUGAUGUACGACUAUUUUGUGAUUGUUUUCCUUUCUUUUUCGGAGUAAGAGAGGGAGGGGCCUUGUGUGUACAGAGGAGAUGAAAGGCAAGAGGAAGGAUUUCCCCUCUCAUAAAGCAAGUAAGCGUUCAUAAAGAGUAGCGCAACAAUAAUCCCGGAGAUUGCACUGUAUACAGACUGUACCUGCUACAUACCCAUUAUCCCAUUGAAUAGACUACCAAUAUUAUAGCACUUACCGAUCCU